Messenger RNA from Penicillium odoratum, 1176 nucleotides. RefSeq lists its product as uncharacterized. The record is from RefSeq and is a predicted model, not a curated record. The transcript has a single exon. Bases 1 to 1176 code for a protein of 391 amino acids. Gene Ontology annotation, molecular function: oxidoreductase activity. Lineage: Eukaryota; Fungi; Ascomycota; Eurotiomycetes; Eurotiales; Aspergillaceae.
AUGGCAGCAACAAAAGAGCGAAUUACAGCCAAAAAUCUACACAAAGAUACAGAUAAAACCUCAUUACCUAUCUCAUUCGAGCCCUUUGAGUUGCCCUCCUCGAACCAACGUGUCCUGGGGCCUCCCCAUCCACCCAACACAGUGAUCCCACUUGCCCUUCAACUGACACACAACAAUGCCCCUAGUCUUGAUGACAUAGUCGAGACGAUCAAUAAGAUACAACAGCAAGAUGAGACGUUUACCAAACGACUUGCCCAGCAUGGUACCCUCCUCUUCCGCGGUCUCCCCAUCUACAACGCCGAAGAUUUCAGCAAAUUCGCCCACGCCUUCGGCUACAAGCCUCAUGAAAUCAUCGGAAUAGUUGUUGACAGGCCACUACUAGCACCGAAUGUCUCUCCAGCUAACGAGGCACCGAAAGAGGUGCUUAUCUACAACCACAACGAAUCCCCACAAGUGCCACACGCACCCGAAUACAUUUUUUUCUAUGGCCAACAUGCUCCUAGAAAGGGUGGCGAGUCGCCCAUCUCAUCAUCGCUGGAGAUAUUUAAUCGCGCGCAGCGUGAAAUCCCCGAGUUUGUUACCGAACUAGCAGAGAAAGGAAUAUUGAGUCGAGUGACAUACAAGAAUGAGAAGCAAUAUGAGGGCGGUUCCACGCUUCGUCAGGCAUUUGGUAAAGAGAUUGUCGAAGGAGAUGAUACAGAGACCAGACGAGCAAAGAUUGAGGCUCAGAUUGCGCGAUAUGGACGGGGGAAGCAUACAACAUGGGAGUGGACGGAUGAUAGCCUGGUUCUGACGCAUCGGUUGCCCGGAAUCAGAACUCAGCCUGGAACUAAUCUGCCGACUCUUUUCACUGGAUUGGCAUCUUAUUGGAAGAACAGCCAGGUGAAUAUUGGGGCUCGCAAGAAUGUCACGCAACAGCUUUUUGGGGAUGGGACUGUCAUCCCAGAGAAGUACCUGGCCCAUCUUGCCAAGAUUACUGAUGAGGUUCGGGUCUUGCAUCGGUGGCAGGAGGGUGACGUGCUUCUUUUUGAUAAUGUUAUCGCUCAGCAUGGACGAGAACCUUGGGAAGGUGAGCAGACUGAUCGAGUAGUUCUGGCAAGCUUGUUCGAUGGACCGAGUGUCCCAGGGGCAUAUGGGUAUGGUGACUGGGCUCAACUGGUUCAGGCAUUAGAUUGA